GUCCAAUCAAGAGUUGAUUACAGAUGUGAUGUGCAGCCUACUGCCCAAAUUGGGGGGACUUCUAUUUUGGCUAAGCAAAUUUAUCAUUUCGGUUCAAAAGUUGGUUUGUUUUUUUGGUAUUUUAAGGGAAGGGGGGGCAAAUCGGAAAAACUCCCCCACCGGGCCACCGCAUCUUCUAGAUCCACAACUCCAAAACCUCUACUGAGCAGCAGCAAAUCCCCACCCAAAAUGGUUGCCGUUGCCGAACUAAUACAACUUACUUGAGAAAAAUUAAAAACCCAUACCGGGACUGACCGGAGUCACCGUCGUAAAUCCUCCUUUACGCCGGUGUCUCCGCCGCAGUUCUGCCGAAAUCCGCCUUUACUCCAUCACCGUGAAAAAUGCAGCGUGGCUGGAAAUUUUCUUUCCAUGUGAGCGUCGUCGUAGCUUCCAUCAUUUACAUCUACUUCUCGACGGUCUUCAUUUACAUAGAUCACUGGUUUGGGCUGUGGACUUCUCCCGGCUUACUUAAUGCCUUCGUUUUUACCUUCUUAACCGCUAUGUGUGUCUAUACUUAUGCUCGUGCCGUCUUUACUGACCCCGGCCGGAUCCCCUCCUCCUUCAUCCCGGACGUUGAGGAUGCCGAUAACCCUAUUCAUGAGAUCAAGCGCAAGGGUGGGGAUUUAAGAUACUGCCAAAAGUGUGCCCUUCAUAAACCUCCACGUGCGCAUCAUUGCCGUGUAUGUAAUAGAUGUGUGUUGCGAAUGGAUCACCAUUGCGUGUGGUUGAAUAAUUGUGUGGGCCAUGCAAACUAUAAGAUCUUUUUCGUCUUCGUCAUGUACGCUGUUGUGUCGUGCAUAUACUCCCUGGUGCUGCUUGUUGGUAGUCUGACAAUUGAUUCACCCAAGGAUGACGAAGAAAAUGAAAGCUUUUUCCGGACUUUUUAUGUGAUUUCUGGGCUACUACUACUGCCAUUGAGCAUUGCUCUGUCCUUUUUCUGGAGUUGGCAUGUUUAUCUAGUUUUGCAGAAUAAGACCACAAUAGAGUAUCAUGAAGGUGUCCGAGCAAUGUGGCUUGCAGAAAAAGGAGGUUUUUUAUAUUCACAUCCCUACAAUCUUGGCGCUUAUGAAAAUCUGAUAUCAGUUUUAGGUCCAAAUAUUCUUUGCUGGGUAUGCCCCACAGCGGAUCAUAUUGGUUCUGGCCUUCGAUUUCGUACAGGGGUUGAUAAGCAAGCGGCAACUUGAGUUAGAUAGAUGUCUUUUAGUAGUCUCAUGACAAGUUCUGGUGAUGGUCAAAGAAAAAGUUGUGGUUUCGAGGAUCAAAAGUCGGGUUCAUUUGUAGAGCAGAGGGCUGAAGAUGCUCACUCAGUGCUCCCAGUUGCAGCCCAGUUGGAGAUUCUCAUGCUUCUUCUCUGUGCAAUUUCAGCAACUUGGAGAGAGAGAGAGAGUUUGACUCUCCAACAUGCAACAUGAUUCGAUGAAUAGUCCAACAGUAAUUAGUAGCUUGUGGAGGCGCCUUGAUGUGAAAAUAGGGUGUGUUUUUUUUUCCUUUGAAUUUAGGUUUUGGUUUAAUAUAGAGCUCCCGUACUAUGAUGUAAAAAUAACAGAAGUUUUCAAGUCUAACCCAAAGGCAAUAGCAGUUAGAGGAACACAAAAGCCAAACUGUAACGCAGGAAAAAAAAAAUUGUUGUAUCAUUGUAAUUCCCAUAGGGUGUAUUGAGUAAUAAUAACUGAUGAAAAAAAGUUUUGAUUUGAUUUGAGUCUAGGCGACAUUUCUCGUUAUUCCAAUAUAUUGGGGAGCUCUACAAGUAAAAAUCUGACAA
Messenger RNA from Oldenlandia corymbosa var. corymbosa, 1801 nucleotides. The record is from the annotation of a GenBank genome assembly. NCBI's taxonomy places the organism in Eukaryota, Viridiplantae, Streptophyta, Magnoliopsida, Gentianales, Rubiaceae.